AUGGCUGGUCGAACGGAACUAUUAUAUACUGUAAUGGCUGGUGGAAGACCCGUACUGGCAGAAACUGCUGCCGAAGAUAUGAGAUUGGUUACUGAUGAGGAAGCUGCUUCAGAAUUAGGAUACCCAAUUCUAACAAAAUCAGAACCAUAUCUGCGUGGUGUGCAUCAUGGUUCAACCUGGGGCGAGCGAUCGGUGGUACGUGUAAGUUCCAGUGAACCAUGGUUAAUAGCUGCAGUGGCUAUUGCAACCUGCGUACUUCUUUUAAUGUUAGUAGCAUUGAUCGUCAUAGCUGCACAAAAACGAAAUAGUCGUUCAAAAUCAUCAGGCGAACAACAGGGCAAAGACAAUGAAGCUUUUGUUUCUGGCGAAGCAGGGCAUUCUAAGACAGAGAAUAUAUUAGGCGAAUCAUCGAUAGCAACUAUUUCUAAAGACGUUAGGUUUUCCAAAAGGCGUUCAGUCUCAAGUGCGAGCGGAGAUUCUAUUGUCGAUUCACCUUCCUAUUUGCCAAGGCGUCGUCUGCUUAGUCAUCCCCAUAACCUUUAUUCGCAAGUGUCACCAAAAUCCAAACAGCAAAGCCGUUUCAAGUCAAAGCAAAAAACUAUGGCGCAACCAAAAAAACGGCGUAAUCACAAUGCCGUAGCAGCAGCUGGAGGCCAAAGAAGCAGAGAGCUGGAUUACGAUAGAUCAUCCAGUGAUCAAGCAUCUGGUGAUGCACUUGUUUUGAAUAAACCAUCCAGUGCUGGGAGCAUAGGAUCUUUUCUCUCACUACCUUCUGUGAGAUCAUUUCCGAGAUGCGAUGCUCCUGAACCUUUGACUCGCAUUCUGGAACCUACCAGUGUUUAUUGUUUGGACUGGGAGGGUGAUAGCGGUGCUGAAUCUAGAAGAGCUCCUGGAUUAGUGCGCCAUUUAAGUAUGAGCGCAGCUGAUCCAAAUGUCAUGGACCAAGUUGUAUGGAAAACACAUUGUAAACGAAUUGAAACAAAAGUCGAAAACAAAGGUGUGUCGACUAUCCUGCCGACUUAUGAAGGUGGUAUGGAGCAUCAAAUGGAUGGAGAUAUUCGUCAAACUCAACGUCGGUACAGGCAAUUGAUAGAUGGUGCGAUAGAAUUGUGGAACGAGCCUGCAGCAGACGACAGUCAUGAUCGAGCACUUGCUUCUCUUACAGCCGAUCAUGAGCGUUCGCUGGAAAGGAACAACCUAGACACCGUACGAGGCCGAUCGGCAAUCGUUAAGUCCAACACAGAUGAAUCGGCGGCGCAGGUGAAUGCUGCACGACCACGGAGUGCUGCUCCAAGACGCCUGCUAAAGAAUGAUGAACACAAACAACCGCCUUCACCAUCUAAGAAAGCCUGGGGUAGCGGAGCUCCAUCCCCCCUAGUUCGACCAUUGAGUGCUGGUCCGUUCCACCGACCUCCAUCCCCGCCAAGAGUGGACGUAGCACGAGUCGUAGCACCAGAUCCUGAAUUCCCACAAAACAACGAUGCCAAUGUGGCCCCAUUACUUGCAGCAAUUCGUAAAGAAUUGCAUAAAUUUACAAAUACCAGUGAUGCCUAA
Messenger RNA from Ctenocephalides felis (cat flea), 1554 nucleotides. RefSeq lists its product as uncharacterized. The record is from RefSeq and is a predicted model, not a curated record. NCBI's taxonomy places the organism in Eukaryota, Metazoa, Arthropoda, Insecta, Siphonaptera, Pulicidae. Bases 1 to 1554 code for a protein of 517 amino acids. The transcript has 8 exons.